Triplophysa dalaica is the source of this 11598-nucleotide messenger RNA. Its product is annotated as mucin-2. The record is from RefSeq and is a predicted model, not a curated record. NCBI's taxonomy places the organism in Eukaryota, Metazoa, Chordata, Actinopteri, Cypriniformes, Nemacheilidae. Gene Ontology annotation, cellular component: extracellular matrix. The transcript has 28 exons. Gene Ontology annotation, molecular function: protein binding.
AUGUUUUCAGGAUUGAGUUCACAACACAACGAGCUGGUUUGUAGUACGUGGGGUAACUACCAUUACAAGACGUUCGAUGGAGACGUUGUUCAGCUGCCGACCACCUGCAACUACAUCCUCACCUCACACUGUCACAACAGCUAUGAAGAUUUCAACAUUCAGCUGAGACGUCAGGUGACGAACGGUGAACCAACCAUCAGCAGAAUCGUCAUGAAACUGGAAGGCACCGUGGUCCAGAUCACCAAAGACUCGGUCAGCGUCGGUGGACAAACAGUGACACUGCCAUUCAGCAGCUCUGGAGUUUUAAUCGAGAAGUUGUCCAGUUAUAUUAUGGUGAAGACGGUUUUUGGUCUCGUAGCCAUGUGGAAUGAAGAUGACGGUUUCAUGGUCAGGUUAGAUGAGAAAUACAGAAACCAAACAUGUGGACUCUGUGGCGACUUCAAUGGAAUCCAGCUGUACAAUGAAUUCAUCAGUGAUGGAUCUACGAUGACUGUGUCUGAAUAUGGAAACCAUUGGAGGAUGGAUGAUCCAACAGAAAUCUGUGAGGAAGAUGAUAUGUCUCAUGAUGAAAACUGUGGAGAUGAGACGUUUUGCCGUCAUGUCUUCUCCAGUCAAGUGUUCAGCGAGUGCAGCGGUCUGGUGUCCAUUGAUUCUUUCAUCCAAGUUUGCAUGAAAGAUUUGUGUCACUGCAACAUCUCUGGAAGCUUCUGUCUGUGCAAAACCAUAGCUGAAUACUCCAGACAGUGUGUGCAUGCAGGAGGCAAACCUGCAGAAUGGAGAACAGACCAUUUCUGCGCUCAUCCGUGUCCGAGCAGCAUGGUGCAUCAAGAGUGUGGAAAUCCGUGUACAGACACCUGCUCCAAUCCUGAGAGAGGACAACUGUGUGAACAGCACUGUAUCGAUGGAUGCUUCUGUCCUCUGGGCACUGUUUUUGAUGAUAUAAACCAGUCUGGCUGUAUACCCCUCCACGAAUGCCCCUGCGUGUUCGGAGGUAAAACGUUUGCUGCCGGGGAGAAUUACACAAGCACCUGCAGAGACUGCACGUGUGCUCACGGUGAAUGGAGCUGCGUUCAGAAGGAUUGUCCUCGCUCGUGCUCUGUGGAGGGGGGAUCUCAUAUCACCACAUAUGAUGGAAAAGCGUACACUUUUCAUGGAGACUGUACUUAUGUGCUUUCCAAACAAUGCACAGACACAGAAUUCACAGUUCAGGGAGAUCUGGUGAAGUGUGGCGUGACGGACACUGAGAGCUGUCUGAAGGCCGUAACUUUGGCUCUGUCUGAAGGGAUGACUGUGAUCAAAGUGGAUUCAAGUGGAAAUCUUGAGAUCAACAGAAUCAUUUCUCAGAUGCCCUUUUUCACGGCUGACGUCAGCAUUUUCAAGCCCUCGUCGUUCUACAUUGUCAUUCAGGCCAAUUUGAUUGGGCUUCGGUUAGAGAUCCAGCUUGUACCAUUAAUGCAAGUUUACAUCACCACCGAUUCAGCGUACCAAGGAGAAACAUGUGGUCUUUGUGGCAAUUUCAACAACAUUGAGGCCGAUGACUUUACGACCAUCGGAGGACUGAGAGAAGGAACGGCCGUCGAUUUCGCCAACACUUGGAAAACUCGAGCCAGCUGCCCUGACAUCAAGAGAAGCUUUGAGAAUCCCUGCAGUCUGAGCAUUGAAAAUGAGAAAUAUGCCCAGCACUGGUGUGCGUUGUUGUCAGACCCGUCAGGACUCUUCGCUCCAUGUCACACCGAAGUCAAUCCUGAUGUUUAUCAAGCAAACUGCAUAUAUGACAGCUGUAACUGUGAGAGGACGGAGGACUGCAUGUGUGCCGCGCUGUCGUCAUACGUACACGCGUGUGCCGCCAGAGGAAUUCUGCUGGACGGCUGGAGAGACGCCGCCUGCAAAAAGUACACCACGAUAUGUCCGAUCAGCACGGUCUACUCUUAUGACAUGACCAGCUGUGACCGCACCUGUCGAUCUCUUGGUCAAUCAGACAGCACCUGUGCUAUUGCCUUUGUGCCGGUGGACGGCUGCGGCUGCGCAGACGGCACCUUCAUGAAUGAGAAUGGGGAUUGUGUUGCCUCUGUCAACUGCUCAUGUUAUGAUUCAGGCAAAACUAUAUCACCAGGAGAUGUCAUCUCGAAAGACGGACGGACAUGUGUCUGUGAGGAGGGAAAACUGAGCUGCUCUGGAGGACACACUGCAGAAGGUGUGUGGGUGUAAUGUGUCGCACCUAUGACGUUCUUCAACUGCUCCAGCGCGCCCUCAGGUUCGACGGGAUCCGAGUGUCAGAAGAGCUGUAACACAUUUGACAUGGCCUGCAUCAGCACAGAGUGUGUGUCCGGGUGUGUGUGUCCCUCUGGACUGGUGUCGGAUGGAAAUGGCGACUGUAUACCUGAAGAUCUGUGUCCCUGCUAUCACAAUGGAGUUGCGUAUCAACCCAGGGAAAGCAUUUUCGCUGACUGUAAUACAUGCACUUGUAAUGAGAGAAGAUGGCAGUGCACUGAGCACCAGUGCAGCGGAACAUGCAGCAUUUACGGAGAUGGCCAUUAUCAUACGUUUGAUGACAAAAGAUACGUCUUUGGUGGAAGCAGUGAAUACAGCGUCGUUCAGGAUUACUGCAGCAACAAUAACGUUAAUGGCUCGUUUCGAGUGGUGACUGAAAAUAUUCCCUGCGGAACCACCGGCACCACCUGCUCCAAGGCCAUCAAGCUUUUUCUCGGAAGCAAUGAACUCAGACUGACAGAGGGAACCUAUCAAGUUGUCCAGAGGGAUGCCGGAGAGGAGAUUCCUUACCAGAUACGCAGCAUGGGACUUUACAUGGUGAUCGAAGCAAAUAAUGGACUGAUGCUGAUAUGGGACAAAAAAACGACUAUACACAUCAAGCUGAGUCCGGAGUUCAGUGGUCGUGUGUGCGGUCUGUGUGGAAACUACGAUGGGAAUGCGAACAAUGACUUCACUUCCCGCAGUCAAGCGCUUUCCGUCGAUGUCCUGGAAUUUGGAAAUAGUUGGAAGCUUUCUAGUGGCCCGGAUGCAACUCUCACAGAGGAUCCGUGUGUUCAUAAUCCCUACAGGGAGGCUUGGGCACUGAAACAGUGCAGCAUAAUAACAAGCAGCGUCUUCUCAGCCUGUCAUCCACAGGUGGAUCCGUCUUCAUUCUACGACGCUUGUGUGAGAGACUCUUGCGCUUGUGACAGUGGUGGAGAUUAUGAAUGUUUCUGUACGACUGUAGCGGCUUAUGCUCAAGCCUGUAAUGAAGCUGGAGCCUGCGUCGUCUGGAGAACUCCAAAAAUAUGCCCGUUGUUCUGUGAUUAUUACAAUCCACCUGGUGAAUGCGAGUGGCACUACAAACCUUGCGGAGCUCCAUGUAUGCACACCUGCAGAAACCCCUCUGGAAAUUGCUCAAGUCAAACACCAGCACUUGAAGGUUGCUAUCCUCAGUGCCCUCAGGAGCAGCCUAUUUUUGAUGAGGAUAACAUGAAAUGUGUAGUACAGGAAGAUUGUGGCUGCUAUGAUGGACUGAUACAUUAUGAGAUAGGCCAGCAGGUGCCAACCACAGAGAACUGUCAGUCAUGUAACUGCUCUGAGUUUGGCAUUAUGUGUGACUAUGAUGUUUAUGCAUGCACAUGCAUUUACAAUGAUGUACAGUACCGCUAUAAUGACAUCAUUUAUCACACAACGGAUGGACUUGGAAGUUGUAUCACAGCCACAUGUUCAGCCAAUGGAACUAUAGAGAGAACUUUCAUUGCUUGUGAGACGACUAGUGUUCCAACAACUUCCUCCCCCCCGACUACAACACCAAUCCCAACAACUGUUUUUGUCUUCAGCACACCAGAAAUUACUUCCCCUGAAACAGAAAAACGAACAACCACAUCUCAAGGCGUUUUCUCCACAUCCAGGAAGCCAGACACGAUGGCUACGAGUGGGAAAACAAGUCAACCAGCAACAACUGAAGAUAUUGUAACUGCUUCUACAAAGGAGACCAAAUAUUCAACUGAAAAACAAUUAUCAAUGAAUACUACAAUUUCACUGAAAUCAACAUCAACACUGUCCACAACAGCACCAAAAACAGAAACUGAAAGUUCCACAGUAAUGGAAACUACAAGCAUGACUACAUCAAAGACUUCAAUUGCACCUAUUACAAAAACACUUGCAACCAUCACUGGGGAAAUAUUCACAACAAGUUCUGCAACAUCUACAUCCACACUGGAGAUAACUGCGGAACAGAGAACGACAGAGACUGUGUCUUCCACCACUAGACCACCAAAGGUGGAGACAACUGGACAAACAAGUCAACCAAUAACAGUAACAGAGACAACUGCUGUGCCAUUGACAACAGUUGUGUCAACAACCCCAGAAUCCUCCACUGAAGCUGAGGGGGUUUCUUCAACAACAAAACCAAUCAAAGCUGAAACAACAUUUGCAACAACCACACCAAGCAUCCCAACCACAACACUGUUUGUGAAAGAGAGCACCACUGUCCCAUCAUCCACAGAGACAAGCAGAGCUGCAACAACCUCUACAUCAGUGACAGCUACUCAAACAACUGGAGAGCCAAGAACGACAGAGACUGUUACAGAAAAUGAAACAACUACAUUUGAGACACCUGUGUCCAUCACCACAAGACCACCAAAGGUGGUGACAACAGGACUAACAAACCAACCAACCACCACAUCUACAACAACAGCUGAAGAAAUCACAUCUACACCAUCUGAACUGUCAACAUCUUCUGUUCCAGCAACACAUACCUCAUUACCAGUUAUAACAUCCACAAAACCAACAACAGAAACAGAGACAACGGUUGUGCCAGUCACUACAGUUUUGUCCACAACAACAAGAGCUGAAUCCUCCACUGAAGCUGAGAUUACCACUGAGGGGGUUUCUUCAACAACAAAACCAAUCAAAGCUGAAACAACAAUUGCAACAACCACACCAAGCAUCCCAACCACAACACUGUUUGUGAAAGAGAGCACCACUGUCCCAUCAUCCACAGAGACAAGCAGAGCUGCAACAACCUCUACAUCAGUGACAGCUACUCAAACAACUGGAGAGUCAAGAACAACAGAGACUGUUACAGAAAAUGAAACAACUACAUUUGAGACACCUGUGUCCAUCACCACAAGACCACCAAAGGUGGUGACAACAGGACUAACAAACCAACCAACCACCACAUCUACAACAACAGCUGAAGAAAUCACAUCUACACCAUCUGAACUGUCAACAUCUUCUGUUCCAGCAACACAUACCUCAUUACCAGUUAUAACAUCCACAAAACCAACAACAGAAACAGAGACAACGGUUGUGCCAGUCACUACAGUUUUGUCCACAACAACAAGAGCUGAAUCCUCCACUGAAGCUGAGAUUACCACUGAGGGGGUUUCUUCAACAACAAAACCAAUCAAAGCUGAAACAACAAUUGCAACAACCACACCAAGCAUCCCAACCACAACACUGUUUGUGAAAGAGAGCACCACUGUCCCAUCAUCCACAGAGACAAGCAGAGCUGCAACAACCUCUACAUCAGUGACCACUACUCAAACAACUGGAGAGUCAAGAACAACAGAGACUGUUACAGAAAAUGAAACAACUACAUUUGAGACACCUGUGUCCAUCACCACAAGACCACCAAAGGUGGUGACAACAGGACUAACAAACCAACCAACCACCACAUCUACAACAACAGCUGAAGAAAUCACAUCAACGCCAUCUGAACUGUCAACAUCUUCUGUUCGAGCAACUCAUACUUCAUUACCAGUUAUAACAUCCACAAAACCAACAACAGAAACAGAGACAACGGUUGUGCCAGUCACUACAGUUUUGUCCACAACAACAAGAGCUGAAUCCUCCACUGAAGCUGAGAUUACCACUGAGGGGGUUUCUUCAACAACAAAACCAAUCAAAGCUGAAACAACAAUUGCAACAACCACACCAAGCAUCCCAACCACAACACUGUUUGAGAAAGAGAGCACCACUGUCCCAUCAUCCACAGAGACAAGCAGAGCUGCAACAACCUCUACAUCAGUGACAGCUACUCAAACAACUGGAGAGUCAAGAACAACAGAGACUGUUACAGAAAAUGAAACAACUACAUUUGAGACACCUGUGUCCAUCACCACAAGACCACCAAAGGUGGUGACAACAGGACUAACAAACCAACCAAUCACCACAUCUACAACAACAGCUGAAGAAAUCACAUCUACACCAUCUGAACUGUCAACAUCUUCUGUUCCAGCAACACAUACCUCAUUACCAGUUAUAACAUCCACAAAACCAACAACAGAAACAGAGACAACGGUUGUGCCAGUCACUACAGUUUUGUCGACAACAACAAGAGCUGAAUCCUCCACUGAAGCUGAGAUUACCACUGAGGGGGUUUCUUCAACAACAAAACCAAUCAAAGCUGAAACAACAAUUGCAACAACCACACCAAGCAUCCCAACCACAACACUGUUUGUGAAAGAGAGCACCACUGUCCCAUCAUCCACAGAGACAAGCAGAGCUGCAACAACCUCUACAUCAGUGACAGCUACUCAAACAACUGGAGAGCCAAGAACGACAGAGACUGUUACAGAAAAUGAAACAACUACAUUUGAGACACCUGUAUCCAUCACCACAAGACCACCAAAGGUGGUGACAACAGGACUAACAAACCAACCAACCACCACAUCUACAACAACGGCUGAAGAAAUCACAUCAACACCAUCUGAACUGUCAACAUCUUCUGUUCCAGCAACUCAUACUUCAUUACCAGUUAUAACAUCCACAAAACCAACAACAGAAACAGAGACAACGGUUGUGCCAGUCACUACAGUUUUGUCCACAACAACAAGAGCUGAAUCCUCCACUGAAGCUGAGAUUACCACUGAGGGGGUUUCUUCAACAACAAAACCAAUCAAAGCUGAAACAACAUUUGCAACAACCACACCAAGCAUCCCAACCACAACACUGUUUGAGAAAGAGAGCACCACUGUCCCAUCAUCCACAGAGACAAGCAGAGCUGCAACAACCUCUACAUCAGUGACAGCUACUCAAACAACUGGAGAGUCAAGAACGACAGAGACUGUUACAGAAAAUGAAACAACUACAUUUGAGACACCUGUGUCCAUCACCACAAGACCACCAAAGGUGGUGACAACAGGACUAACAAACCAACCAACCACCACAUCUACAACAACAGCUGAAGAAAUCACAUCUACACCAUCUGAACUGUCAACAUCUUCUGUUCCAGCAACACAUACCUCAUUACCAGUUAUAACAUCCACAAAACCAACAACAGAAACAGAGACAACGGUUGUGCCAGUCACUACAGUUUUGUCCACAACAACAAGAGCUGAAUCCUCCACUGAAGCUGAGAUUACCACUGAGGGGGUUUCUUCAACAACAAAACCAAUCAAAGCUGAAACAACAAUUGCAACAACCACACCAAGCAUCCCAACCACAACACUGUUUGAGAAAGAGAGCACCACUGUCCCAUCAUCCACAGAGACAAGCAGAGCUGCAACAACCUCUACAUCAGUGACAGCUACUCAAACAACUGGAGAGUCAAGAACAACAGAGACUGUUACAGAAAAUGAAACAACUACAUUUGAGACACCUGUGUCCAUCACCACAAGACCACCAAAGGUGGUGACAACAGGACUAACAAACCAACCAACCACCACAUCUACAACAACAGCUGAAGAAAUCACAUCUACACCAUCUGAAAUGUCAACAUCUUCUGUUCCAGCAACACAUACCUCAUUACCAGUUAUAACAUCCACAAAACCAACAACUGAAACAGAGACAACGGUUGUGCCAGUCACUACAGUUUUGUCCACAACAACAAGAGCUGAAUCCUCCACUGAAGCUGAGAUUACCACUGAGGGGGUUUCUUCAACAACAAAACCAAUCAAAGCUGAAACAACAAUUGCAACAACCACACCAAGCAUCCCAACCACAACACUGUUUGUGAAAGAGAGCACCACUGUCCCAUCAUCCACAAAGACAAGCAGAGCUGCAACAACCUCUACAUCAGUGACCACUACUCAAACAACUGGAGAGCCAAGAACAACAGAGACUGUUACAGAAAAUGAAACAACUACAUUUGAGACACCUGUAUCCAUCACCACAAGACCACCAAAGGUGGUGACAACAGGACUAACAAACCAACCAACCACCACAUCUACAACAACGGCUGAAGAAAUCACAUCAACACCAUCUGAACUGUCAACAUCUUCUGUUCCAGCAACUCAUACUUCAUUACCAGUUAUAACAUCCACAAAACCAACAACAGAAACAGAGACAACGGUUGUGCCAGUCACUACAGUUUUGUCCACAACAACAAGAGCUGAAUCCUCCACUGAAGCUGAGAUUACCACUGAGGGGGUUUCUUCAACAACAAAACCAAUCAAAGCUGAAACAACAAUUGCAACAACCACACCAAGCAUCCCAACCACAACACUGUUUGAGAAAGAGAGCACCACUGUCCCAUCAUCCACAGAGACAAGCAGAGCUGCAACAACCUCUACAUCAGUGACAGCUACUCAAACAACUGGAGAGUCAAGAACAACAGAGACUGUUACAGAAAAUGAAACAACUACAUUUGAGACACCUGUGUCCAUCACCACAAGACCACCAAAGGUGGUGACAACAGGACUAACAAACCAACCAACCACCACAUCUACAACAACAGCUGAAGAAAUCACAUCUACACCAUCUGAACUGUCAACAUCUUCUGUUCCCGCAACACAUACCUCAUUACCAGUUAUAACAUCCACAAAACCAACAACAGAAACAGAGACAACGGUUGUGCCAGUCACUACAGUUUUGUCCACAACAACAAGAGCUGAAUCCUCCACUGAAGCUGAGAUUACCACUGAGGGGGUUUCUUCAACAACAAAACCAAUCAAAGCUGAAACAACAUUUGCAACAACCACACCAAGCAUCCCAACCACAACACUGUUUGAGAAAGAGAGCACCACUGUCCCAUCAUCCACAGAGACAAGCAGAGCUGCAACAACCUCUACAUCAGUGACAGCUACUCAAACAACUGGAGAGUCAAGAACGACAGAGACUGUUACAGAAAAUGAAACAACUACAUUUGAGACACCUGUGUCCAUCACCACAAGACCACCAAAGGUGGUGACAACAGGACUAACAAACCAACCAACCACCACAUCUACAACAACAGCUGAAGAAAUCACAUCUACACCAUCUGAACUGUCAACAUCUUCUGUUCCAGCAACACAUACCUCAUUACCAGUUAUAACAUCCACAAAACCAACAACAGAAACAGAGACAACGGUUGUGCCAGUCACUACAGUUUUGUCCACAACAACAAGAGCUGAAUCCUCCACUGAAGCUGAGAUUACCACUGAGGGGGUUUCUUCAACAACAAAACCAAUCAAGGCUGAAACAACAAUUGCAACAACCACACCAAGCAUCCCAACCACAACACUGUUUGAGAAAGAGAGCACCACUGUCCCAUCAUCCACAGAGACAAGCAGAGCUGCAACAACCUCUACAUCAGUGACAGCUACUCAAACAACUGGAGAGUCAAGAACAACAGAGACUGUUACAGAAAAUGAAACAACUACAUUUGAGACACCUGUGUCCAUCACCACAAGACCACCAAAGGUGGUGACAACAGGACUAACAAACCAACCAAUCACCACAUCUACAACAACAGCUGAAGAAAUCACAUCUACACCAUCUGAACUGUCAACAUCUUCUGUUCCAGCAACACAUACCUCAUUACCAGUUAUAACAUCCACAAAACCAACAACAGAAACAGAGACAACGGUUGUGCCAGUCACUACAGUUUUGUCCACAACAACAAGAGCUGAAUCCUCCACUGAAGCUGAGAUUACCACUGAGGGGGUUUCUUCAACAACAAAACCAAUCAAGGCUGAAACAACAAUUGCAACAACCACACCAAGCAUCCCAACCACAACACUGUUUGUGAAAGAGAGCACCACUGUCCCAUCAUCCACAGAGACAAGCAGAGCUGCAACAACCUCUACAUCAGUGACCACUACUCAAACAACUGGAGAGCCAAGAACGACAGAGACUGUUACAGAAAAUGAAACAACUACAUUUGAGACACCUGUGUCCAUCACCACAAGACCACCAAAGGUGGUGACAACAGGACUAACAAACCAACCAACCACCACAUCUACAACAACAGCUGAAGAAAUCACAUCUACACCAUCUGAACUGUCAACAUCUUCUGUUCCAGCAACACAUACCUCAUUACCAGUUAUAACAUCCACAAAACCAACAACAGAAACAGAGACAACGGUUGUGCCAGUCACUACAGUUUUGUCGACAACAACAAGAGCUGAAUCCUCCACUGAAGCUGAGAUUACCACUGAGGGGGUUUCUUCAACAACAAAACCAAUCAAAGCUGAAACAACAUUUGCAACAACCACACCAAGCAUCCCAACCACAACACUGUUUGUGAAAGAGAGCACCACUGUCCCAUCAUCCACAGAGACAAGCAGAGCUGCAACAACCUCUACAUCAGUGACCACUACUCAAACAACUGGAGAGUCAAGAACAACAGAGACUGUUACAGAAAAUGAAACAACUACAUUUGAGACACCUGUGUCCAUCACCACAAGACCACCAAAGGUGGUGACAACAGGACUAACAAACCAACCAAUCACCACAUCUACAACAACAGCUGAAGAAAUCACAUCUACACCAUCUGAACUGUCAACAUCUUCUGUUCCAGCAACACAUACCUCAUUACCAGUUAUAACAUCCACAAAACCAACAACAGAAACAGAGACAACGGUUGUGCCAGUCACUACAGUUUUGUCCACAACAACAAGAGCUGAAUCCUCCACUGAAGCUGAGAUUACCACUGAGGGGGUUUCUUCAACAACAAAACCAAUCAAAGCUGAAACAACAUUUGCAACAACCACACCAAGCAUCCCAACCACAACACUGUUUGAGAAAGAGAGCACCACUGUCCCAUCAUCCACAGAGACAAGCAGAGCUGCAACAACCUCUACAUCAGUGACAGCUACUCAAACAACUGGAGAGUCAAGAACAACAGAGACUGUUACAGAAAAUGAAACAACUACAUUUGAGACACCUGUGUCCAUCACCACAAGACCACCAAAGGUGGUGACAACAGGACUAACAAACCAACCAACCACCACAUCUACAACAACAGCUGAAGAAAUCACAUCUACACCAUCUGAACUGUCAACAUCUUCUGUUCCAGCAACACAUACCUCAUUACCAGUUAUAACAUCCACAAAACCAACAACAGAAACAGAGACAACGGUUGUGCCAGUCACUACAGUUUUGUCCACAACAACAAGAGCUGAAUCCUCCACUGAAGCUGAGAUUACCACUGAGGGGGUUUCUUCAACAACAAAACCAAUCAAAGCUGAAACAACAUUUGCAACAACCACACCAAGCAUCCCAACCACAACACUGUUUGUGAAAGAGAGCACCACUGUCCCAUCAUCCACAGAGACAAGCAGAGCUGCAACAACCUCUACAUCAGUGACCACUACUCAAACAACUGAGGGCCAAGAACGACAGAGACUGUUACAGAAAAUGAAACAACUACAUUUGAGACACCUGUGUCCAUCACCACAAGACCGCCAAAGGUGGUGA